UUUAGCCAAAAGUUACAAUGGUUGACAUUUCUAUAAAUACGUCUCUUCAGUGUUUGCUACAAAACACACAUAGCAAUGUCGGCUAGAGCUCAUCCUGUGGACGAUGACGGAGAGAUUUCCCCGGUGGAAAGAUCUUCCCCGCGGCAAGCAAAUACACCGUAUGUCCACAAAGUCGAAGUUCCUCCUAAGCAAAACCUUUUCAAUGAGUUCAUGUACACUUUUAAAGAAACUUUCUUCCACGAUGAUCCUCUAAGGCAUUUCAAGGACCAGUCAAAAUCCAAAAAGCUCAUGCUCGGUAUCCAGUCCGUCUUUCCGGUUAUCGAGUGGGGAAGAAAAUAUAAUCUUAAGUUGUUUCGCGGCGAUCUUAUUGCCGGUUUAACCAUAGCCAGUCUCUGCAUUCCUCAGGAUAUUGGAUAUGCAAAGCUCGCGAGUCUUGACCCUAAGUAUGGUCUAUAUUCAAGUUUUGUUCCUCCGUUGGUGUACGCAUGUAUGGGAAGCUCAAAGGAUAUAGCGAUUGGACCCGUUGCAGUGGUUUCACUCCUAUUAGGUACUCUGCUUCGUGCUGAGAUCGACCCCAACACAAACCCUAAUGAAUAUCUCCGCUUAGCCUUCACCUCCACGUUCUUUGCCGGUGUCACUCAAGCAGCACUCGGAUUCUUCAGAUUGGGUUUCUUGAUCGAUUUCUUGUCCCACGCGGCGGUGGUAGGUUUCAUGGGCGGAGCAGCCAUCACCAUUGCGCUGCAACAGCUCAAAGGCUUCCUAGGAAUCAAUAAGUUCACAAAGAAAACCGAUAUCAUCGCGGUUCUUUCUUCCGUAAUCAGCUCAGCCCAUCACGGAUGGAAUUGGCAGACAAUACUCAUUAGUGCAUCGUUCUUGAUCUUCCUUCUCAUCUCCAAGUUUAUCGGGAAGAGAAACAAGAAACUGUUUUGGAUUCCAGCUAUUGCUCCGUUAGUAUCUGUCAUCAUUUCAACCUUCUUCGUCUACAUAACCCGAGCCGACAAGAAAGGAGUUCAGAUAGUGAAACAUCUUGACAAAGGUCUGAACCCUUCUUCUUUGCGUCUAAUAUAUUUCUCGGGCGAUUACCUUCUCAAGGGCUUCCGCAUAGGCGUUGUCUCAGGCAUGGUUGCCUUGACGGAAGCUGUAGCGAUAGGAAGAACAUUUGCAGCAAUGAAAGACUACCAAAUCGAUGGUAACAAAGAGAUGGUAGCAUUAGGAGCAAUGAACGUAAUCGGUUCAAUGACCUCUUGCUAUGUAUCCACCGGUUCUUUCUCAAGAUCCGCCGUCAACUUUAUGGCCGGAUGUCAAACGGCAGUCUCCAACAUCAUCAUGUCCAUUGUCGUCCUCUUAACGCUUCUCUUCCUCACUCCUCUUUUCAAAUACACACCCAACGCAAUUCUUGCAGCGAUCAUCAUCAACGCUGUGAUUCCUUUGGUUGACGUUAAUGCUACCAUUUUGAUCUUCAAGAUCGAUAAGCUCGAUUUUGUUGCUUGUAUGGGGGCUUUUUUUGGUGUCAUCUUUGUAUCCGUAGAGAUUGGCCUUCUAAUAGCCGUGGGGAUAUCUUUUGCCAAGAUACUUUUGCAAGUUACGAGACCUAGGACAGCGAUUCUUGGAAAGAUACCAGGGACUUCGGUUUACAGGAAUAUCAAUCAGUAUCCUGAAGCGACUAGGAUUCCGGGAGUUUUGACAAUUCGUGUUGACUCCGCGAUUUACUUCUCCAACUCCAAUUAUGUUAGGGAAAGGAUUCAAAGAUGGUUGACAGAUGAAGAAGAGAUGGUGGAAGCUGCAAGAUUGCCUAGGAUCCAGUUUCUUAUCAUCGAAAUGUCACGUACUGAACUAACUCUUUAUUUUUACAUAUAGAUCGCUAUGAGGUGAUGACUUCUGAUUCACGUCAAAUGAUUUUUAUUAUACAUUUUUAGCUGUUACGGACAUCGAUACUAGUGGUAUUCACGCCUUAGAAGACUUGUAUAAGUCUCUCCAAAAACGAGACAUUCAGUUGGUUCUAGCGAAUCCAGGACCGCCGGUCAUAAAUAAGCUACAUGUUUCUCACUUUGCGGACUUGAUAGGACACGACAAAAUCUUUCUGACGGUGGCUGAGGCCGUGGAUUCUUGCUCCCCUAAACUGUCCGACGAGGUCUGAUCCGGAGAAGAAGAAUCUUGAUGAUGAAGCAAAAUGAUAUAAAGUGUUGUAUGUUGUAUAGACUGAAUUGAGUAGUCAGUGACUUUGCUCUGUUUAUCUUUUAUCUAUCCCCAAUCGUGUGACGUAGAGGUCAAGUGUAAAAGUUGACCUAUAUAGAGCUUUUUUUAGAGUCGUGAUAAGCUUGGAUUUACUGGAUUAGUUUUCGUUAUUGUUUUCAA
This is a messenger RNA of Arabidopsis thaliana (thale cress), 2355 nucleotides long. It is a transcript of the gene SULTR1;3, whose product is annotated as sulfate transporter 1;3. Lineage: Eukaryota; Viridiplantae; Streptophyta; Magnoliopsida; Brassicales; Brassicaceae. Gene Ontology annotation, molecular function: secondary active sulfate transmembrane transporter activity. Gene Ontology annotation, cellular component: membrane. The record is from RefSeq and is marked reviewed. Gene Ontology annotation, biological process: sulfate transmembrane transport; transmembrane transport. The transcript has 12 exons. Bases 76 to 1857 code for a protein of 593 amino acids.